AUGGGAUCUCAGUGCUGUAGACUAGUUUGCCGUCCUUUUAAAAAGCAAAUGACAAUCCAAGACAAAGUCAAAAAUCUCUAUAAUGUCGGCUCAGGAGAUAAAUCAGAGCACCAGGUAAAAAUCCAGGUUUACAAACUUAAUGCUUACCUGAAAGAUCGUGCUGACAAAAUUAAACCUUGCAUAGAAGAAAUCAAAAAGGUAUGGGCUGCUGCUUUACAUGAAGAAAUGACUCAGGACGAUUUAAAAAUUAUAUACUGGCUUUUCUGAAUCAAAAAUUAAUAAAUAUUAUAAGCGAAAAAUAGAAAUUAAUUAAUAAGGCAUAAAUAUCACUUUAUUGGCUCUUCUCACACUAACACAGUACAGAAGGGAAUUCCUGCCUAUGACUUAUCAAAUGGUUUAUAUGCUGAUGAUGCAUCCACGAUUUGGCGAGGUAAAAAAACUUGUGUAUGAGAUUCUCUUGCAAUGUACAACAACUUUUCCUGAUGAUAAUCCUCCAUAUCUUGAAGAUAUUAUGAUAGAGCUUGUAUCAUAUUGUUCGAACCCAAAAAAUGUUUCAAAAAAUGAAAUUUUGGUCCUUUCUGCGAUGGGUUUUAGCUUGAGGUCGAAGUUUUCUAAAGGGAGUUACCUAAAAUGAGAAACUAUACUUUUUUUUAUAAAUAAUUUGACGAUAAGCCAUUUUAAUACUAUUUUUAUAUAUUAAUUAUAUAAGAAAUUCAUAUAUAAGGGUAUGUGAUUGAUCUUGCACUUAUAAGGAUAAUAAAAAAUAAAGACAACGAUUUAGAUGAAGAAAUGGAACUUGUUAAAAAUUUUGCAAGCUUUAUGGUUGGGAAUGCAGGGAUGGUGCAUUUAUUUAUUGGACACAUUGUGGAUUUCUUGCAUAAAAAUCAGGGCUGGAAUGAAAAUUCGCAGUUAAUUUUCGACUCAAUUCUAUUAUGCAAAGAGUAUGGUCAUCCAAUUUUCUACUCGGAAAUAUUCAAAACAAUAAUAUAUUAUAUGCAUAAAAUUUUAUCUGAAGAUAAAAGUAAUGUGAAAAAUAUUUUGAACUGCGCGUUCAGCAUUCUUAUCCUUUUUAUAGCAAAUUUUUUAUUUGAAAAAAAUAAAAAAAAUAAUAUUAAUUUGUAAAAAAAAUAAAAAAUAAGAGUUAAAGAGCCAGAUUCAAAUGUUUCAACAAUGCUUUAUAAUGAAACGUUUAAAGAUGUUAUUUUGAUGCUUUUAAAUGAAGAAGUGGACCAUAUUAACGAAUUUCUUCAAAAAUGGUCACAAAAAGCAGAUAAUCAGAGCUUUAUUUCUUUUGUAAAAUCAAUUUUAACUGCAAAGCAGUAUGAUAGGCCUUAUAUUAUGUGCAUAAAGCAGCUCAAAGCUAUAUAUGAAAAAGAGCUAAAUAAGUCAAAGCCACCUCAUUUAUUUGUACAAGGGACAUUACAGAUUAUUUUUGUAAUUGUCUCUGAUUUAUAUGAAGAGCCUUCAAAAUAUUUGUUAAAAGUCUUGAGUUUUCUGAUUUUCAAGCUAAAAAGAAGAUUUUCAUUUAAACAAAACGAAAUAUAUUCUCUAAAUCUUUCGCUUUUAAAAAUGACAGAUAAUGCUAUUUCAAUGCCAAUUGACGAAAGUAUGAAAAUAUGCUGAAAUUUUGUAAAUAAGUAAUAAUAUUAAAAUAAAUAAUUUUAUUAAUCUUAUAAGCCAAAAUGGAUAUUUAAACACUGUUUAAAAUCAUGGCUUUCUUUACUCCCCCCUCGAAGUUCGACCAAGAUUUUUUUGGUCGAACUUUUGAGGGGGGUUAAGAAAAAUUUUUUUAAAAAAAAAUUAUAUAGAAUUUUUUUUUAUAUAAUUUAGUAGUUAAAAAAAAUAAAUAUUUAUCAUAUUCUUCUGUAUGGUUGAGAGGGUGUAAGGGUUAGAAAAAAUAGUGCAAGAUGGUUUUGUAACGCUUUUUUAGAACUUGAAUACAAAAAUCGCAAGCUCACCUCCACAUAGUUUAAAAUUUUUGAAAAAUUGCUUAUUUUACUAGUAAAUUUAUAUAGGUCUUGGUCGAACUUUGAGGGGGGUUAAUUUUCCAAAAAAAUAGGAAUUUUUCCCUAUAUCUUGGUCGAACUUCGAGGGGGGGGGAGUUAGUCAUCCAAGAAAGCUCUGAAAAUCUAUCUCUAAUGCUAAUGGCAGUUUUCAAGCUAAGAAGAUCAUUAAACCAAGCCCAAAAUAUUCAAAAUAAUCUGUGUUUAGCCCUUUGCAUUUAUUCAAUUUUAAAAGCUAUCUCAAUAACCUACAAGCUAGACAAGGUAAAAAGUUUCGUUGACAGAUCAGCUUCUCACUCCCCCCCCCCCCUCCGUGAGCGAACAAAACCAUUAGAAAAAUCGCCAUUUUUUGACCAAAAACCCACCCUCCGUGAGUGAACAAAAAUUUUUUUAAUAGAAAAAAUUUUAAUGGAAAAAAAUUUUGAUAUAUAAGUGAUAAUUAGUAUAAUGAAAUCUAGAGCUAAUUCUGUUUAAUUUUAAACAAAUUGCGUUUUAAAACAUAAAUUUUGCAAAUUAAAUUAAUAUUUGCUUCCCAAUUUUUGCAAAUUAGGAUUUUUUUAAAUUUCGAAAAAAAUAUUUUUUAUAAAAUUUAUAUAUAAAUUUUUUUUUAAAAAAAAAAUUAACCCCCCUCCGUGAGCGAACAAAAUUUUUUUGUUCGCUCACGGAGAGGGGGGGGGGAGUCAGUGUAUUUACAAAAAGAGAGUUUUCGACCAUUUAUCACUGAAGACGGCAAAUUUAUGAAAAUUAUGGACGCUACUUACUCAUUAUUUGAUAAAGAAAAUAUAAAUUCUAUUAACUCGCCCUCCACGAGGAAACAAAAAAAUCUUGUUCGCUCAUGGAGGGGGAUUAAUUUUUUUUUUGAAAUUAAAAUUGGAAAGCAAAUAUUUAUUUAUUUGUAAAAUUUACGUUUAAAAUGCAAGCUAAAAUUAAACAAAAUUAGCAAGAAAUAUCAUUGUAAUAAUUAUUACUUAUACAUCAAAAUUUUUUGCUCACUCACGGAGAUAGGCUUUUUGGCAUGAAAAUAGGGAUUUUUCCAAUGGUUUUGCUCUCUCACAGAGGGGGAAUAAGAAAAAUACCGUCAAAUUUACGAGCAAUAUGCUUAAUAUUGAAGAAAAAUGCGAUUUACCGAGAAAAUGCUGAUUAGAUUAGAUGCAAUCACAGCGGUUCUUCAGAAAUUAUUUUAGCCCCUCACCAUCCCGCAGAUAGCUUCGCGUUGAUGUUAAUUUUUUAUCCUCAUACCUACUCUUUUGCUCCUGCAUCACCAAAAAAAACGGUAACGUAGGCAGUCUCUUAGCAAGAAGGCCUUACCCGUAUUACAGAUCACACCAAACGGCAAGAAUCCCUCACAGGGCUCUGAAUAUGGGUCAGCCACCUUUGCCUCUUCCAUGGUCAGUCUAGCUGUAUUACAGAUUCUAUAAUGUUCCCAGCAGUGCUAAAGGACAUUGCACUGAUAGGCACAUCUGCAAGCCAAGAAAAAAAUCUCGAGGGUCAGUCCUGGUUAAAAAAAAAACACCGUAGAGAACUACCUCAAUGUGGUUCUUCUCCUCUAGGUCCAGAUCACCAUUAGCCACGUCACACCAUUUUAAUAAUUCUAGAAAUGCUGAAGAUGGAGAAAUCAAUAUCGGAGACAUAAAAGAAUCCAGAGAUUUUGAUCCUUUAGGUUUUGUUCCUAGCGAGUCAGACGUAUCUUCUAUGAAAUCCAGUGAAAAUUUUGACCGUGGAAUAGAGCUGGGAGAUAUAAAACCUGAAUUAAUAGAAACUGAUUACGCCAAAGCAUUGGGAGCAAUAGAAGAUGAAGACUCGAAUUUUGUGAAAGGACUAUUGGAAACAUCAUAA
Messenger RNA from Blepharisma stoltei, 3839 nucleotides. The record is from the annotation of a GenBank genome assembly. NCBI's taxonomy places the organism in Eukaryota, Ciliophora, Heterotrichea, Heterotrichida, Blepharismidae.